GAACGCUGUUUAUCUGAAACGUUGACCGGGGAUUUAGUCUUCAGACGUGUUAUAAAGUGAAUAACAUUUAUUAUUAUUAUUUUUUAAUGUUUUCAGGAUUGUGCGAGGCUUGAGUAGAUUAUUGACACCAUUGCAACAUGUCUGAUGCUUCAGAAAGCAUGGUUAUCGAACCCCCAGCAGAGGAGAUAAAGCAGGCACCUCAAACAGAGGCUGAUACUGAGGCAGAACAGCUCAGUAAGGAGGAUAAGGGGGAGAGAUCAGCGUCUGCAGAAGAUCCCAGAAAACAAGAACCACACUCCAGGCCAGACAGUGGACACUUACACCAUGAUGAGGGUCAAACGGCUGGUGAGAAAGUCGAGGAAGAGCCGGAGAAACCAGUAGAAGAACAAGAAACCAGUCAUGACAAACACCAGGGUGGACAGGAAGAAGAGGACCAAGAAAGCCAAGAGAUGGGCCAGGAAGGUGAACAGACAGCCCAGAGCGGUGAAGAUCUGGUCCACGGGGGUGAGGGGAUGAGCCAGGAAGCUGCAGAAUUGCCCAGGGGGGACCUGGCCCUGGGGAGUGGAGAGUCCAGUCUCAGGGAGUCUGAAGGUGGAGAAGGGAAGGGGAAGCACUCACCUCCUGGAGGAGACCCACUAGAAGACUCGCUGGUUUACACGGCCACUCCCAGGACACUCUUUGAAGAGAAAGAGGAGCCUCUGGUCAAAGCUCACCCACUGAAUCUAGAGUGGGUAUUUGGAAUCAACCAAAAUCUCCCUGUGUUCAGUCUGCAAGAUGAAGGCAGGAUUGUGAUCCUGUAUGGAAGUUCUCACACUGUGGUGAUGUAUGACUAUACUAACAGCACCCAGCACAUUCUCCAGGGUCACUGUAGUACUAUUUCAUGUCUCUGCGUCAGUGAAGACAGGAGAUGGGUAGCUUCAGCAGAUAAAGGUCCAGAGAGUUUGGUGAUAAUAUGGGACUCCUACUCAGGGAUUCCAGUUCAGACCCUGUUUCACUGUCACCCAGAAGGAGGGGUAUUAGCCAUGGCAAUGACUCCAGAUGCCAAAUAUGUUGCAACAAUUGGUGCAGACGCCGCUCAGAGAGUCUGCAUUUGGGACUGGUCUUCACAAAGGGAAGAUCCUGUCUGUGCAGCAGAACUGAGUGCUGCAUAUGGGGUGCAGGAUUACAUCUUGUUUAAUCCGAGUGAUUGCACACAGCUUGUCAGCAACAGUGAAAGCCAGGUUGUGUUCUACUCCUGGAACAAUGAGAAGCUGGAAUACACAGUGCCACAAGUUACAGAGAAGUCAUUUAACAAGGUUGUGGGAUCCUUCAGCCAGACGGUUUUCCAUUUCCGAGCUUCUCGGGCGCUCACAGGCACCUCUCUGGGGAACCUGGUGGUCUGGGACAGGAUCCGCAUCCCCACCCUCCUCAAACCACAUAAUAAGCAGGCCAAGAAAAUGAUGCAUGUGCAGAAGGACAGCAUUACAGUGCUAACUGUGACCGAUAGCUAUAUAGUGACAGGUGACAGUAAAGGACAUGUUAAGUUUUUCAGUGACCAGCUGCUACUUUUAACCUGGUACAACCACUUCAAUUUGGAUCCAGUUAGAUCCAUUUCCUUUGCUAAAGAACUGCCAUCUCUAGCAAGGGGGGAAACAGCAUACCCAUCAGACUGCACUAUCAAAGCUGACAAGCUUAUUAUCAGAAACUUUGUGAUAUCUGCUGCGGAUGCAGUAGUACUUCAUGUGGCUGCAGAAGCAACCCAGGUGAAUACCUUGGUGCAGGAGCACUGCAAGCCACUGCAUGCUGUAGCCUGUCACCCAGCCCAGCCUGUUAUCUGCAUGGGAAGCUACUGCGGAGUCCUCAAGGUGUGGGACUAUCAGUGCAAGAAAUACAUCUGCAGCAGAAUCUUUGAGAAGGAAAAUGAAAUCAAUUGCCUGACAUACGAUCCAAAAGGCUUACUAAUAGGGGUUGGUUUCACCAGUGGUGCCGUUUACAUCCUUGAUGCCCUAUCCCUGAACAAUGUGUGCAGUGAGCCCUUCGGAUAUGCUAAAGACACCAUCACCCAUAUCACCUUCUCCAGCGAUUCAAAAUACCUUGCCACUGCUGAUGCAGAAUUUACAAUCACGGUUUUUAAUCUUGUUUCUAAAAACGGUGAGAAAAGCUGGCAGUACCUGGGGAGGCAGCGUGCUCACUAUAAACCAAUCCAGGAUAUCAUGUUUGGGAUUAACCUGGACAGUAAAAUGCCAAGGCUGCUGUCUCUUGGCAUGGACAGAGUGUUGGUAGAGUAUGACCUCAGUGACAGCAGUAAGGACGACCUGCGGAUCCUGGCCAGUGAUCACAUUGAACAGAGCGCUGUAGCCAAAUGCAUGACCUGGUACCCACCCGUCACCAAAGAGAGCUUCAUCCUCACAGCCAAUGACCAGUUCAAGAUGAAACUCUAUAACUCUACCACGAAAAUGUGCAGAAAGACACUCCUGGGACCAACAUAUGGGUCUCCUUUAAAGAAGAUAGCUUUGCUCCCUGUUGCAUGUAGUAAUGAGCUUAAAACCAGCUAUCUUGCAUACAUUACAGAAGACCAGGUUGGCCUCCAGAUCCUGCCUGUGGAUGGGAAUCCCCAUAAGUCUUCAGCCGUUGUCUGUCACCCCGAGGGGGUCUCCUCAUUCGCCUGCUCCUAUGAUGGGAAGUAUGUGUUCACUGCGGGAGGAGGCGACUUCACAGUGUUCAGCUGGGAGACUAACAUGAAUGCCCUCGAAGCUGCAGCGUGCCUCGGAGGAAAAGACCUGGUCCCUUUCUAUAGUCUGCUGGAAGGGGGGAGAGAUGGAGAGCUGUUUAGGGAGCUUGAAGACUAUUUUUAUUAUUGCCAGUUGCGAACUCAAGGUAUUGACACCAUGGAAACCAGGCAGGUAUCAACAAAAAUCCCCCUGACUGAGACCCCCUUUGUGAUGCGGGCGCUGGGGUUCUACCCAACCGAGCAGGAGGUUGAAGAUAUGCUCAAUGAAAUCAAAUUCAGUAAAUAUGUGGACACUGGAAAGUAUGUGAUAGAUAUCGAUUUAGCGGAUUUGUUAAAGCUUUAUAUAAACCACCGACCAGCUUUCGGCAUUUCAGCAUACGAACUGCAGCAUGCAUUUGAGGUUUUGGGCUUGCAAAACGAGAACUGUGGGAAUGCACUGAACCGAGGGGAACUACUGCAACUGCUGCAGAGCACAGGGGAGCAUAUGACAGAGGAAGAGCUGGCAGAGUAUUUUUCAACACUGUUGGGUUUAAAUCCCGAAGGAGGAAGGUCAGAGCUGGGGAAUUAUGAUUCAGCAGGUUCAAAACAUUUGUUGGAGAAUGCUAUUCCAGAGGAAAUAACUGCAGAGAUGUUUACUGUUGAUAUUUUGGGUUUGCCUACAUUUAUUCUUGGGCCUGAACCUUCUGAAGAACAGCUGACAGCUCAGGAGUCCGAAUGAUCAUAGCUGGCAAGAUCAUGUCACUGUCUCCUGUAAUAAAUACACACAGACAGGGAUGGGAGGGGAUGUGGAGCCCCUGUGUAAUUGCACUGUUUUAUAAUUCCUGUGGUGCAGCCCUGCACUGCUUGAAUACUCCAUGCUAUAUUUUAUACCACAGCAAUAAAAACAACUUUAAUGAAAUCCCUGUUCAGAUCUUUCAGAAGUUUAUUUUUUCUUUAAAUGGGUUCUAAAUGAUCUGGUUUCAGUAGAAUACAGAUUGUUACCUUAGGUAGGGUGGUCCAAGAUCAGGGCUCAUCUUC
Messenger RNA from Acipenser ruthenus (sterlet), 3727 nucleotides. RefSeq names its product cilia- and flagella-associated protein 251-like. The record is from RefSeq and is a predicted model, not a curated record. Lineage: Eukaryota; Metazoa; Chordata; Actinopteri; Acipenseriformes; Acipenseridae. Gene Ontology annotation, molecular function: protein binding. The transcript has 21 exons. Bases 138 to 3428 code for a protein of 1096 amino acids. Gene Ontology annotation, cellular component: sperm flagellum.